GGCCGGUCCGACUUCGUGCGUUCGCCUGGCACCGCUAUGAUCGCCCUCCCCCAGCCCCGUGACGGCGCCGCUUCCGAAGGCAACGAUGGCGACGGAGGAAGCGCCGGCGCGAGGUCCCGAGUCGGUGCGGGAGGAUCCUCCUCGACCGCCACCGGCGAGCCCUCUUCAGGUGGUGGAUCGACGGCGCGAAAGCCCAGGGGGAGGCCCCUCGGCUCCAAGAACAAACCGAAGCCGCCGGUGGUCAUCACCAGGAGGAGCGAGUCCGCAAUGCACCCGUUGGUUCUGGAGCUCGCCGGCGGCUCCGACGUCGUCUCCGGCAUCUCCGAGUUCGCCCGCCGCCGCGGCGUUGGCGUCUCUGUUCUUGACGGGAGAGGCGCCGUCGCCGACGUCACACUCCGCCACCCAUCCGCCGGUGGCCCGUCCACCAUCUCAGUGCCAGGACGCUUCGACAUCCUCUCGCUCUCUGGCACAUUGCUUCCUUCCGAGCCGCCCGCCCCAGAGGUGGUAGUAUGGCCCGCCCAGCUGUCUCCCCUGACCGUCUCCCUGGCGGGGCCGCAUGGGCAAGUCAUAGGGGGAACGGUGGCGGGGCCGAUGACGGCAGUGGGGCCAGUGUUGCUGGUGGCGGCGACGUUCCCAAAGCCCGAGUUCCACCGGCUACCGUUGGCGGAGGAGGACGGGGAGUCGUUCAGGGAGGAGGACGUGAAGCCGGAGGCGGACUCAACGGCUGCUUUCGGUGAGCCUAGUCCGUUGCCUCGUCAGCUCACCCACACAGAUGUGGUUCUAUGGGCCCAGCCGUCGUCGUCGUCUCGUCCUCCCCGUCAUUGCUAAACCACCCUGCAGUUACUACAAGGUAGAGAAGGAAAAGGAGGGAAACGUCAUGAGUUCGCUGAGAUGCCACUUUUGCUUCGUGAGUGAGAAGCUACGAAGUCAUUUUAUCUUUAUUUUUGUUGCGAACAGCCAAACUCCGACUUCCAAUGCUUUGCCGGAACAAAGAUUGACAAGCGUCAGUCGAUCAAUUCCUUGAAGAUUUCUUUCUUCUUCAUUUCUUCUGUUUUUUUAUCUCCACAGUGAGAAGCUUCCAACGGAAGCAAUGUCGUCAA
This is a messenger RNA of Musa acuminata subsp. malaccensis (wild Malaysian banana), 1100 nucleotides long. Its product is annotated as AT-hook motif nuclear-localized protein 28-like. NCBI's taxonomy places the organism in Eukaryota, Viridiplantae, Streptophyta, Magnoliopsida, Zingiberales, Musaceae. Gene Ontology annotation, cellular component: nucleus. Gene Ontology annotation, molecular function: DNA-binding transcription factor activity; minor groove of adenine-thymine-rich DNA binding. The record is from RefSeq and is a predicted model, not a curated record.